CGGAGCUCCUUUUGUCCAUCUCCUCCAGAUUACAUGUCUAGAGUAGCAUUGAACAGGCUCAGUCAUUGCAUACGAUCAACCACAUACCGAGACGCAUACAUCCUUAGAAUCACCCGUCGAUCACUGUCUAUCACCAUGUCUGCUCAACAGGAAUUUCAUCAAGCGCCUCACAAGCUCCUCGUUAUCCCAGGACCUAUAGAAUUCUCUGAUCCUGUACUCGCUGCGAAUGCUACACCGGGAACAUCCCAUGUAUCACCUGCCUUCGCUCCGAUCUUUGGGGACUGCUUGAGAAUGUUGAAGCAGGUCUUGUACGCUGAGAAGGAGGGAAAUCAACCUUUUCUCAUCGCUGGAAGUGGAACCAUGGGAUGGGAUCAAGUCGCAGCGAAUUUGAUGGAGCAAGGUGACGAGGCGGUGGUCCUCAACACUGGAUACUUCGGAGCCGCAUUUGCUGAUUGUCUUGAGGCAUACGGUGCCAAAGUCACCAAAGUGACAGCAGAGGUCGGCGGAGUGCCAAGUGACGAGCAAAUCGUCAAGGCCUUAGAAUCCAAGCCAAAACUAUUGACUAUCACUCAUGUCGACACUUCCACUGGUGUUCUCUCUCCAGCUGCUCACAUUACCUCGCUUGUUCAGAAACACUCUCCUUCAACGUUGAUCGCUCUCGACGCAGUCUGCGCCGUCGCGUCUGAAGAGAUCAGGUUUGACGAUUGGGGUCUCGACGUCGUCAUCUCGGCCACUCAAAAAGGUCUCGGAGCGCCUCCAGGUCUCAGUGUAUUGAUGGCUUCCAAGCGUGCCAUGGAGACGUUCCAUAGCCGAAAGCAACCCGUCCUUGGAUACUAUCUCAACUGGAAGAACUGGAUCCCAAUCAUGCAAGGUUACGAGGCAGGCACCCCGAAAUACUUUGCGACGCCCCCCGUCCAACUCAUCUACGCCCUACACACCUCCCUUAAAUCCAUCACUUCAGGUCCUUCGUCUCUUGAAGAACGAUUCGAGCAGCACAAACAGGCUUCAGCAUAUGUCAAGGACUCACUGGCAAAACUUGGGUUCGGAUUCGUCCCGCUCGAUCGAAAGAUCGCCGCGAACGGGAUGACAGCAGUCAAAUAUCCUAAAGGGUUCGCAGCGGCGGACAUCUUGCCAAAGCUUGCCGAGAAAGAUAUCGUGGUGGCUGCUGGACUCCACAAGGCCAUCGCUUCUGAAUACUUCCGGAUCGGGCACAUGGGCAUCACCGUGACUGAUAAAGGUCGUGGAGAUCUCGACAAGAUCUUGAACGGAAUUCAAGAGGUGCUCAAAGAGAGUGGAAAAUCUGUCAGCUCGGCGUGAGUGUCGGCCCAGUCCAAAAUUAUAG
This is a messenger RNA of Kockovaella imperatae, 1342 nucleotides long. Its product is annotated as pyridoxal phosphate-dependent transferase. Gene Ontology annotation, cellular component: peroxisome. NCBI's taxonomy places the organism in Eukaryota, Fungi, Basidiomycota, Tremellomycetes, Tremellales, Cuniculitremaceae. Gene Ontology annotation, molecular function: L-serine:pyruvate transaminase activity; L-alanine:glyoxylate transaminase activity. The record is from RefSeq and is a predicted model, not a curated record. The transcript is spliced from 11 exons. The coding region runs from base 34 to 1317 and encodes 427 amino acids.